This is a messenger RNA of Sinocyclocheilus anshuiensis, 2039 nucleotides long. It is a transcript of the gene lmo3, whose product is annotated as LIM domain only 3. Gene Ontology annotation, biological process: positive regulation of transcription by RNA polymerase II. Gene Ontology annotation, molecular function: transcription coactivator activity; DNA-binding transcription factor binding. NCBI's taxonomy places the organism in Eukaryota, Metazoa, Chordata, Actinopteri, Cypriniformes, Cyprinidae. The transcript has 4 exons. The record is from RefSeq and is a predicted model, not a curated record. Gene Ontology annotation, cellular component: nucleus. Bases 181 to 684 code for a protein of 167 amino acids.
GCGCUGAGCGAUAGCGGCUCGCUCUUUCCUUCUUUCUCCCUCCCGUGUUUUGUUGAUUGGUGUUUUCGUCGUGUUCACUCUUUUCUGGCGGAUUGUUACUUGUAACAAAAGCGAAGCACCCUCGCGCGCGUACAGCUGCUCACUUCACGCGCAUCUUUGGCUCGCGCCUCGUCUUGUUGCAUGGUGUUUCUGGGAGCCGACGCGGGUCAACCAAUGCAGAAAAGGGAGAAAAGUUUCGGUAUACAAAUGCUCUCCGUCCAGCCGGACACCAAGCCAAAGGGCUGUGCUGGCUGCAACCGGAAAAUCAAGGACCGCUACCUGCUGAAGGCCCUGGACAAGUACUGGCACGAAGACUGCCUGAAGUGUGCCUGCUGCGACUGCCGACUCGGCGAAGUAGGCUCCACGCUGUACACCAAAGCCAACCUCAUCCUCUGUCGGAGGGACUACCUACGGUUGUUCGGCGUGACUGGGAACUGUGCGGCUUGCAGCAAACUCAUUCCAGCAUUUGAGAUGGUCAUGAGAGCCAAGGAGAACGUCUAUCACCUGGAUUGCUUCGCCUGCCAGCUGUGUAACCAGAGGUUCUGCGUCGGAGACAAGUUCUUCCUGAAGAACAACAUGAUCCUGUGCCAGACAGACUAUGAGGAAGGACUGAUGAAGGAGGGCUACGCGCCGCAGGUCCGCUGACCACCCCACGACCCCUCCGCUCACAGGAGGAGAAAGAGCUGCGAGAGGACUUGAAGGGGACAUGCAAUCAGACACAAAAAGCACUAGUGUCCUCUCCAGCCCGUCUCCAUUGCAUUGUAUAUAUGAAGAGCCCAAAUAAGGGACGGUGUUCUGUACAGAUUAGCCAUAGAGACGUUUUUGGUAAGUGGAAGAAUGUUCGAAGACGGACCAAGUCUGUGGUUCGGUUUUAAUGACGCUGCCUAACGGGACAUGAAUGAAGACGAGACAUCUCAAUGGCCCGACUUUUGUGAACUUAAACACACACAAAGUACAACCCCAAGUCCAAAUUGCAAUUCUAUGUCGCUUGCUUUACAGGGUGAAGACCACAAUGUAAAAAAAAAUUAAAAGCGAGUUUGCGAGAAGAAAAGGAGCCAUGUCAACAUAAGAUCUCAGGUUGAAUGGGUUUCCUCAUUGUCCUUUCUAUUUCGAUGUCUUUUACGUUUUACGUUUCCAGUGACAAGUUAUUUGGAAUAAACACAAACAGCCAAUCAAAAGAUAUUUGAUGUUUAAUGUACAGUUACGAGAACCAAUGAGAUUUCAUGAUGGGCGGAGCUACCCAGAACAAUGCCACAGAUAUAGACGAAAUGUCCUGGCUGUUUAGGACAACUUAAGACAUGGUGUUAGCUUUCUAACAGAUCUUUGGGCUUCGACAUCUUCAACAUGUGGUGUGAUUUCAUUAGUGACGUUUUAAAAAACUUCACUUUCACCCUGUUUUAUACCUAAAAGACCUCAGUGGUCAAAUGCAAACUCUUUCAAUAUUUGGGUUUGGCAAGUGUGUAAUGGGUUGGGAAGUAAUGGGUUUGUUGAUUUCUUCACUGUAUCUAUUUAAUAGGAUUUUCGUCAUUGAGUGUAACUCAAGGCUCAGUUCCUGACAUGUUUAUACCUGAACUGAAUCACCGCUCGGUCGCCAAGCAUCUCCUCCAGACAUGACGAAUGUCACUUCGUAUUUUUUUUGUGUGGCCCAUGUUGAUCAGCUGACAUAAUCCUCUUUAAACACAAUCAGGUUGCAUAAACUGUAGUCAUUACUGGAGCACGUGAAUACCUGGUUGAAGGAUUUGCCUUUACCGGGUUUUGUUUACUAUCAACUCAAGGCAACACGCAAGCGCAAAUCACUACUGUAGCCUACUACGUUGAUAAUCCUUUUAUGGGCUAUGGUUUCCUUUGGAAACCGAGGGCAUAGCCUAGAAAAUAUGAGGACAAACCUAAUUUGUAUAUGGUGGUUGUACAUAUUUAAAAAAAAAAUAUUCCUUUUUGCUUGCUAUUGUAUAUGGAUUUUCUUUUUAUGUGUUAUUCAGCAUGAGAUGUUUAUUUUUAGG